AUGGCAACUAAUACUGAAAACUCACUUGAUGGUGAAUCAGUUGUUAUCGACAAUAAUGAAGGAACAAAUAGUGAGAGUAGUCGAACAACUACUCGUAUUAAGAGCACGGUUUUUGUUUCGAAUAAUCAUCCAUUAGAUGUUAUUGAAAAAGGCGUUCACGGUAGUUUUGUUACCGUAAAUCAAUCUAAGCAUUUUGGUUUUAUCAAGCGGACAAUGUUUUUUCGUGAAGCUAUAAAUAAAAAGUAA
Messenger RNA from Adineta steineri, 246 nucleotides. The record is from the annotation of a GenBank genome assembly. Lineage: Eukaryota; Metazoa; Rotifera; Eurotatoria; Adinetida; Adinetidae.